CUCUGGAGCGGAGGAUCGAGAACCAUGGAGCCCAGGAUCUUUGCUCCUGUCUGUGUGUUAGUCUUCCUUCUCCUCCAGUGCUCAAAGACAGUCACAGACACCCCUGCUGGCCCAGGGGAGUGGCUGUGCCAGCAGGUGUCCGGGUGUGGAGAUCAGAUCUACAAUCCCUUGGAGCAGUGCUGUGAUGAUGAUACUGUCCUGCCCCUGAAUCGGACCAAACUCUGUGGCCCCAACUGCACCUUCUGGCCCUGCUUUGAGCUCUGCUGUUCUGAGUCCUUUGGCCCCGAGAAGAAGUAUGUUGUAAAGUUGAAGGUUCUGGGUGUGAAUUCCCGAUGCUCUUCCUCCCCCAUCUCUGGGGACUGUGCCAGCAGAAAGAUAUUUUCUCAUUGAGAAAGAAACUGAAGAAAAUAAAUUUCCACUAAGGCAGCUCAGAAAAGAAGGCUGGGGCAGGCCUUAGAGACUGCAGUGAAGAGCCUGGGAUUCACACCUUUGAGAGGCCUAGUCUGACUGCCACCUGAUGUUGCCACCAGGCUCCAAUUUAUGGUCUGCCCAUUGUAUCAGGCUUUGCUCCUUGUAUGUCUGCCCCU
This is a messenger RNA of Nyctereutes procyonoides (raccoon dog), 587 nucleotides long. RefSeq names its product insulin growth factor-like family member 2. The record is from RefSeq and is a predicted model, not a curated record. Gene Ontology annotation, molecular function: signaling receptor binding. Bases 25 to 390 code for a protein of 121 amino acids. The transcript is spliced from 4 exons. NCBI's taxonomy places the organism in Eukaryota, Metazoa, Chordata, Mammalia, Carnivora, Canidae.